AUGGCGUGCGGCCAUACCCUCCGUUCUCGCCUCAAAGACUGCAAAAAGGGUGACCAAUGCAGAGGCGAGCUUUGGAAACCCGCCUUCAUCAACGACAGCUGUGCCGCAUGUCACCGGCCCAUGAACUACCGUCAGAUUCGUGCCCUGUAUGAGGCCAAACAUUCAGUCCUGAUGGCUGAGUACCGAGAGGCUAAAAGUACUGGAAAUGAAGAAAAGAUGCGUCGCCUCCAGCGUGCCAUGAUCCGGAAUACCCAACUGUCGCGGCUUGGUAAUUUUGCUGUAAGCCUCACACGAGAUGCGCCGUGUGGCGACGUUCAAUGGCCAACGACUGACAAGGAAAAUGGUAGCAGUGGUGGUUGA
Molecule: messenger RNA, 360 nt
Organism: Colletotrichum truncatum
Lineage: Eukaryota; Fungi; Ascomycota; Sordariomycetes; Glomerellales; Glomerellaceae
Source: RefSeq, a predicted model, not a curated record